AUGGAAGCUGCCCACUCGGACACCAUCGGCCAAAGCCUCGCCGGGAACAGUAGGCCACGAGCACCGGGCUUCCGAGUCGCCUUGCCGAAACUUCAAGUACCCACCUUCAGCAGCGAGAACCGUGAGUUACCGGGUUUCUGGGAGCACUACGAGGCGACCACUCACACGCACCCCAAGCUCACAGACAUCGAAACGUUUAAGUGCUUGAAGCCUAACUUAGCCGGCGCUACGAGGCGAGCCACCGAAGAAACACGCCUGACUGAGAAGAAUUACAACGUUGCCGUCAAGGUCUCCACCGAAGGGUAUGGCCGAAAAGAUCUCGUCGAUGAUCACACAGACAGCCUGCUUGCCAUUGAGCCGAUCGAGUCUUCGUCCCAAGUAUCAAGGCUGCAGGACGUGCACGACAAAAUCGAGUUCAGCACCAGCUGUUUGGUCAGCCUUGGCACGCCGUUUGCAGAGAACGCGGCUGUUCCACACCGAGUACUGUUGCGCUCAUUGCCAGAAGACCUGGCUAUCCUGUAG
Molecule: messenger RNA, 522 nt
Organism: Rhipicephalus sanguineus (brown dog tick)
Lineage: Eukaryota; Metazoa; Arthropoda; Arachnida; Ixodida; Ixodidae
Exons: 1
Coding region: 1-522 (173 amino acids)
Source: RefSeq, a predicted model, not a curated record